Messenger RNA from Trichophyton benhamiae CBS 112371, 1254 nucleotides. RefSeq lists its product as uncharacterized. Bases 1 to 1254 code for a protein of 417 amino acids. The record is from RefSeq and is a predicted model, not a curated record. The transcript has a single exon. NCBI's taxonomy places the organism in Eukaryota, Fungi, Ascomycota, Eurotiomycetes, Onygenales, Arthrodermataceae.
AUGGCGCUGGCUAUUCCUCCUGGUGCUCGCGGGGCCGACCUGCCGGAGAAUAGCAUGGCCUCUGGCAUACUACCGGCCCAGCAGCUGCCCGUCAGCAAGGACAAGACUACUACUACAACAACCACUACUACUACCACUACUACACCAGCCGCUGCGCCGCAGAAGCCCUCCAGGCAGACAUCGCGCCCAGGCAGCCAGAGCGCAGGGGAGGAGAGCCAGGGACAUAUAAACGGCUGCGAGGACCUCGCCCGCGAGAAGAACAACGCUCCCAGACCCAAACCGCUCUCUACCAUGGCCGCCGGCAGACCAGUUUCGCCUCUGCCCCUGGGCUCGCUCAGUCCCAACCGGGCCUCAGUCUCCCCCCAUCGCGCACGACAUGCUGCCUACAUGACUCCCACCUCGCCCAGCAGACAGCUCAGUCCGCACUCCCAGAUGCACUCGCCCGCGUCUUCCCAGAUCUUCGAGCGAGACGUCCAGGAGGACUUCCCCGUCCAGUCCUCGCCCUCUAUUCCCUCCCACAUCGUCACCGAGAACCACAUCCCGCCCAUCCUCGGGGCCUCCUCUGCGGCCCUGACUGACCAGAGCCUCGACCCGGACUCGGUUGAGAUCGUGACCCAUACGCUGCACCAGCCGGCCUCCUUUGCUGUUGCUGGAUCGACGACCGCUCAUCCAGCGGCAGCCUCUCACGGUGAACGCUCUAUCGCCUCCUCUUUCCAUGAACAUGCCUACCCACAGAGUCCCUGCGACCCAGAAACUGCCUCGACUUACGGUGGCCUCGACUCGGCGGAUAUCAGGCGUCUCAGCUUUGUCUCCUUUGCUGACCUCGUCCAUGGCGAACAAGUGGAGUCCUACGAACAUGCCUCCAACCGAGACUCCCAGAUCAUGGGCGGGCUUGCUGCUCUUGCCAACGCGCCAGCCAUGAACAACCCCAGCACACACAACAGAAACAACAGGUCGCCUUCGCCCAUGCGCUCGCCCAUCUCCUCCCAUGGACCAGGAAGCUCGCCACCCACCAGUGUCUCGCCCGGCGAGCCCAGAUGUCUUGAUUCCUCACCCAGCCGUGGAGCUCGCGUACCGCGCAGCCCACCACCUUGUCCCCAUAGCCCGUCCGCCGUGCUCAGCAGUGACCUGAACGUCGAGACCAUGAGACAGGCCCUGCGCCGCACCGGGAGCGGAGAUCUAGGCGGUUCCCUCAGAAACCCUCCCUUGAGCGCAGCUGCAAGUGAUACGGCCUAUGAACGACCCUUUAAGUGA